This is a messenger RNA of Bursaphelenchus okinawaensis, 1809 nucleotides long. Lineage: Eukaryota; Metazoa; Nematoda; Chromadorea; Rhabditida; Aphelenchoididae. The record is from the annotation of a GenBank genome assembly.
AUGCCCAAAUGCACUCACAAUGCUUAUAUUAGAACGAUAGCUGACCUGGACGCUGGAAAAGGUUUGGGAGAGCCGGUUGGACAAGCUGAAGUGGGCAAUAACGUUGUUCAUCGAUGGCAUUGUGAUGGGGAUGGUAAGUCUAAAUUUGAUUUUUGAAAUGUAAAAUUGAAAGAACUUUGUUUAUAAUCUAAAAAAUAACAAGAAUUUGUAACAAUAAAAUUUGAUUUUUUAGUUUUGACGAAUUUCCACAAAAAUUAUCGGUUUUUAGACGAAGUGUCACAAAAAUUAUUGAUUUUUUGAAAAUUAUAUAUUCAGCUAAAAAAUUACACAGAAAAAGCUAAUUUCAUAAAAAAAUAGUAAAAAAUUCUUGUACAAAACAAAAAAUUGCAAUAACUUUCUUUACAAAACAAAAAUGGCAAGAACAUUCUUCACCAAACAAAAAGCGGCAAUAACUUUCUUUACAAAACCUAAAAUAGCAAUAAUUUUUAAAGCAUCAUAAAUUUAAUAUAUCUUAACAAAGUGUCACACACAUUAUUGGUUUUUGACGAAGUGUCACAAAAGUUAUUGAUUUUUUAACGAAAUGUCACAAAAACUAUUGAUUUAGUAAAACUGUGUUUAUAGGCCUAAAAAUGAGUUUAAAAUGAUUAAAAGCUUUUCUUUAAUGAAAAAUGGCAGUAACUUUCAUUCCAACCACUAUUUUCAGACAUUGAUGGAGUAUUCUUCCGAAACUGCUACGUGAGUGACGGUGAGAUUCAUCUAGCUGACGUAGUAGAUCAACACGGUUGUUCGAUGGAUCCUCUACUGAUAGCUGACAUCAGAAGGUCGUCUGAUCAAAAAACUACCUACAUGGAAGCUGCUACCUUCAAAUUCGCUGGUACUACUGAGCUAUGGUAUCUUUGUGAAGCUCAAACUUGUAACAAUGGUGUCUGUGGGGAUGUUGUGGUAGGUUUGAAAGAACUUUGAUUACAGAACAAGAAAUAGCAAGAACUUUCUUCACAAAACAAAAAAUGGCAAGAACUUUCUUUACAAAACGUAAAAUGGCAAGAACUUUCUUUACAAAACAAAAAACGAUAAAGACUACUGUAUUUCAGCCAAUGACCUCCUGCUACAGUACUCUUCCAUUAGAAAAAGAACAAGCCUUAUCAGUGCCUUCAGAAUCCCUGCCUCAACCAGCUCCAACUCCAGAUAUGGAUGCUGAAAUCGAUGCCAUAAUGAAGGCGCGUAACGGCUCUUACCAGCCGGCUUUCAUUGUCUCUGGUCGAAUUACAGUACCCGGCUCUAAGCAUGGUCAUGCUGGCUUGGGGGCUAUUUUAAAGGCUAACAAGGAGCAGAAUGAAGAUGGUGACAGUAGUCAGAGUACGGUGGGAACUAACAAAGAUGCUGUAGGGAAUGGAAAUGACAGUAAAUCGACUGGUAAGAGAUUUAUCGACUGGGUAGGGUCGUUCAGGGUAGUGUAGUAGAGGUGAGGAUAAGGUAGGGUACAGUAGGGCAGAAUAAGGCAGGGAAAGAUAUAGAAAUGACAUUUUCUGACUAUAUCAACCAAAAAAUCCCCUUUCAGACCCAAAACCGACAGAAAAAUCAACCUCAAAUCCAGCCCAAAACGAAAAACUAGAGAACACAGACAUCGAUGAUGAAAAAAUGGAGCACAUGACGUAUGGUCGACCUCUCUCUGGUACCGCUUUGGUCAUGUUAAUCAUAGGAUUAGGUGUUCUACUCGUUUUAUCCGCAUCAGCAGCCUUUAUCUUGUUGUACAGAAAGUUCGAACGUGUUUUACAUUGUGGGAAUCACAAGCCAGAAUAUCCUAUGUAA